GAAAUCACGUGAACGAAGCCACGUCACGUGAACGAAGCCACGUCACGUGACACACAAAAGGAAAGCAGCCAGGAAGUGAGACGAGGGCAGACAGUCGAGUCACAGCGGUGUAGUCAUUGUGAUGGCGACCGCUAAGAAACUAACAGACAACCACCUCACCUGUGUCAUCUGUACAGAGGUGUUCACAGACCCUGCCACACUUGAAUGUAAUCACACAUUCUGUAAGUCCUGUCUGCUAAAAUACACCAACACCCAGCCUGAUGCAAUACAAGCAAAGUGCAUCCCAUGUCCCUCAUGUAGACAACCGACGAAGGUGACCAACCCUGACAGUCCAGUAGAAGAGUGGGUCGGUCAGCUGAAACCAAGCCACGUUAUCCAGGGGCUGAUGGACGACUUUGGACCCGGGGCAGAAGCUGCCCAUCUGAAUAUCUGCAGUGUUUGCAAACAACAAGGGAAGACAACUCCUGCCUUAUCGUGGUGUUCCGUCUGUGACGAUGCCUUCUGUGAUGGAUGUCUGAAGAUGCACAACAUGAUGCCAAUGCUACGUGACCAUGAAAUUGUGAAUGCGUCUGAUGCUACCAAGAGAAAAGCUAAGCAUCGCUUCAUGUGUAAAACCCACAAAGACAAACAGAUAGAGUUGUUCUGUAAAGAUUGUAGGAUGGCCAUUUGUCAUUCAUGCUGCAGUAUAAAACACAGGAAAUGUGACAAUGUCGAUACUUUAGAUAGUCUGACCCCUUUUGUGAGAGAACACCUGUCAAAUCAAAACCAAGAACUGAAAAUCAAAAUGACAACUUCAGAAAAUAAAAUUAUCUUUAAGAAAUCUCAAAUUAAAGAAAUAAAUUCCAAUGCGCAAAAUAUCAAAGAUGAUAUCAGAAAAUCACGACAGGCAGUGGUAGACAUGAUUUUAAGGAAGGAGAAACAAUUCCUUGAUAAAGUCGACCGAUCUUCCGACGAACAAUUACAUGCAAUUCAAGCAGAAAUAAAAUCCCAGGAGAUUGAGCUGCAGAUGUACCAGCAGCAGUAUGAGUUCACAGCCAAUGCUGUGACGUCCAACUGUGAGAGGGACAUGUAUGCCGUCUAUGAGUCGGUGUGUGAGGCGUAUACAGACAUCAGAGACACGGACAACAGACCAGCGCCAGGAAGGGUUGUAUUCAGAAACGACAUGGACAACAGAACAGCGCAAGGAAGGGUUGUAUUCACACACGACAUGGACAAGCUGAGUAAAGCAGUGGAUGAGCUACAGCUGGGGGAGGUUGCUGUUGUCCGUGGUGUGAGUGACCGCCAGUCUACCCCUGUUCUACAUCACACUAUUGACUGUAAGGCGGACGGGGAUAAGGAGGAUCCCUUAUUGUGUGACGUCACAGUGUUAUCUGUUGACGGUAUAAAUGUGACAGUAUUUGCCGAUUACAAUAACAACAGCCUCAAAACAUGUUACACAUCAAAACCAAACACGCAUGUUAAUCAGCUACUGCUUUCUAAUAGACCGUUGCGAAUAGCAAAGUUAAGUGAGAGUCAGGUAGCUGUCAGUGUUCCACGGAGUAAGCAAAUAGUUACAGUGAAUGUCACCCCAGAGCCUGUAUUGCUGUCAACUAUCAAAACAAGCAAGACGUACUACGCCCUGGCCUAUCUGAGUCCUUCACAGCUGGUGGCAGGUACAUAUGGAGAGUCUCACUCUGUGGACAUACUGGACAUGACAGGGAAGAUACUGAAGUCUGUCAACACAGAGGUCAUAAGGAAUCCAGACUUUAUCCAUGUCACCAGUAAUAACAACUUGAUAGUCAGUGAAGGGGGAGUCAAGUCCCUUGUAUCUGUGACCAGUGAAGGAGAAGCUGUUUUCACCUACACUCCCACAGGAGACAGAGCCUUGACAGGGCCUCAGGGUAUCACAACAACCAGCAGUGGAGAUAUCCUGCUUGUAGACUGGGCCUCCCACAAGGUGAUUCAGCUGACAGAGUCGGGGCGGUUUGUCAGAGAUGUCCUCACACAACAGGAUGGUCUGUCAUGUCCUCGUGGUAUCUGUACAUGUCUUGAUGGGGACGGGUUUCUGUAUGUUACGUGUGACACAUAUGUAAAAGUAUUCACAUUUGUACAAUCUGUACAUAAUCAAAUAACAUAAAACAAUUCCUGAAUCAGUCCAAAACCUGGUCUUGCUCGUUGCUGAUUUCAAAGGUAAUUCACAAAGUUAACUCAAUGAUCAGCUGAUCCCAAGAAGCCCAAUCUCACAGCAUUACACCUGAGAUCACGUGACAUGAGUCAGCUGACCUAGAACAGUGAUAUUAUUUCUUGUUUUACAUACCGUAUGGUGUCAGUGAAUUCCUUAACCUGUUGAAUUGUUAAUCAUGAUUGAAUUCUGUUUGUAGUUUUAUGUAUACAGAUACAUUUUUUAAGUUGGUGCUCGUACGUCUUCAUUGACAUUCUCGCAGAAACGUCCAGCAGUUCAUAACAUAGACUUUCUGUCGGCAAGAGUGGUGUCAACUUAUUACGUACGAUCAUUGUUAUUUAAAGUUUGUGAUAAUGCUACGGCCGUGUUAGUGAUGGAAGCUCUGUAAAAUAUGAAAAUACAAACCAACGAAAAGAAGCUCUCGCUGUCAAAAUAUAUCCAAGCGUUUCAGAGCCGUUAUCGCUCGAGCUGUUUUGAAGGAAAACGGGGCUUUAAAACCCAGAAAUUAAAGGGGAUGCGAUGCCAUGGUUUAAUCACUUACUCUCAUCAUUUGUUAGAUAUCGCCCAGAUACAUGUAUAUAUGGAAGAAACUAUAGAAAUAAUUGUAAGGAAAUAAGUAGCGAUUCCAUUGAUUAGUAUAUAUCACUGAAGAUCAUUAUACAAUGAAUUACUGCAAUUUAAAGGUCCAAAGUUGAAAACUGUAAAACCUCUUUGAUAAAUUUUAAAUUAUCAUACUUGGUCUGUCAGCUAAAUACACGGUUUGGUGUAAGGUCGCCAUCCUACGUAACGUUUAAAGGUUUUCUUCCAACAUGAAGCCGACACAUGGUGAUAUAACUAAUAUAUUCAUAGCAGCUUUAACAUCCAACCCUAUAUAAUUACUUAACAUAGUGUCAAAUUUCAGAAAUACAGCGUCGUUUAGUAAACAGAUGUCAGAAUUCCUGAUGGUAUUGAGCCUUGUCUUAUUAACAGGUACAAUUUCAAACACUAAAGCAUUAAACACAUGUCCUCACAA
Messenger RNA from Haliotis rufescens (red abalone), 3173 nucleotides. RefSeq lists its product as uncharacterized. The record is from RefSeq and is a predicted model, not a curated record. Gene Ontology annotation, molecular function: zinc ion binding. The coding region runs from base 122 to 2116 and encodes 664 amino acids. NCBI's taxonomy places the organism in Eukaryota, Metazoa, Mollusca, Gastropoda, Lepetellida, Haliotidae. The transcript has 3 exons.